This is a messenger RNA of Humulus lupulus (European hop), 1609 nucleotides long. RefSeq lists its product as uncharacterized. The record is from RefSeq and is a predicted model, not a curated record. Lineage: Eukaryota; Viridiplantae; Streptophyta; Magnoliopsida; Rosales; Cannabaceae. The transcript has 4 exons. The coding region runs from base 262 to 1395 and encodes 377 amino acids.
UUUGUCUCAUUCUUCCCUCUCUCUUUCUACAGACAUAACUGACUGGCCAUUAAUUAAAAUUCCAGUUAAAAUAUUAAUUUAUUUUUAAAUCUAGGAUUCUUUAAUUUCAUUAGAAGAAGAAGAAAACAAUAAAAACAACAAUAGAGAAGAGGAGAAUAAGAGUCGAGAGAGAGAGAGAGAGAGAGGAGAGAGAAAAUAAGCAGAAGAGAGAAAAACUAGAAAAAAAGAAAAAGAAAAAAAAAAGAGUAGCGAAAAAAGAAAAUGAGCAAUAAAAUUGUAUCCGCAGUGAGCGAAGAUCAGAACAGUAGUAGUAAUGGUUCAUCGUCGUCAAGCUCGGCGGUGGCGCAGAAGAUUUUGAGAAGAACAGCGUUGUUUGCAGCAGUGGCUUUGGGCUGUUACGUUCUUUACGCUUCCAUAGGCCCUUACCAAUUUCUCCCAGCUUCCUUUUAUCCAUUUACGCCCUCCAAUUCCUCUUCUCUGUUGGAGAAUGAAGAUGAAUUAGAAGGAGUUCUAAGAAAUGCAACAAUGAAGGACAAAACGGUAAUAAUGACAACACUAAACGAUGCAUGGGCAGAGCCAAACUCAAUAUUCGAUCUGUUUAUAAAGAGCUUCAAAGUUGGGAAGAAUACAGAAGGACUACUGAAACACUUGGUGGUGAUAUGCUUAGACGACAAGGCAUACAGUCGUUGCAUAGCUUCCCAUCCUCAUUGCUAUCAGCUUCGUACGAAAGGUGCCAAUUUUACAAACGAGGCUUUCUUUAUGUCCCCACACUACUUGGAAAUGAUGUGGCGACGGAUUGAGUUUCUUGGUUUUGUUCUUGAGUUGGGCUACAACUUCGUAUUCACGGACACGGACAUAAUGUGGCUACGAGACCCAUUCAAAAGGUUUUUGAAAGAAGGAGAUUUCCAAAUCGCAUGCGAUUACUACAAAGGAAAUCCGUACGACCGACACAACAAUCCGAACGGAGGAUUUACGUACGUGAAAUCGAACCGAAGAUCCAUUGAGUUUUACAAGUUUUGGUACCAUUCGAGGUGGGCUCAUCCAGGGCUACACGACCAAGAUGUUCUCAACAAGAUAAAGUUCGAUCCCUUCAUCGACAGAAUUGGGCUCAAAAUGGCGUUUUUGGACACUGCUUACAUUGGUGGGUUUUGUCAGCCUCUUAGAAAUUUGGACGUGGUUUGUACUAUGCACGCCAAUUGCUGUGUGGGUCUCCGAAACAAGAUCAAUGAUCUCACCAUGCUGCUUGAUGAUUGGAGAAGAUAUAUCAACACCACAUCCCAACAACAACAACAAUCAACUCUCAACUCAUCAACUACUACUACUACUACUACUACUACACAUACACAUGUCUCCUGGUCUGUUCCCCUCAAUUGCAGUACUUCCUUUCGACACUAGCAGUAGCUGUAAACGAAGGAGCAGGAGUUGAAAAAUUAUCCCUAUUGGAUAAAGGUAAAUUAUUAUUGCUAUUAUAUUUUUUCCCGCAGCUCCAUCAAUCAAAACUCCAUUUUGUGAAGCCAACUCCACCAUUUUUUUUUUCUCAUUUUACUGAAAAUAUUGUAACUCAUAACAAUUCAAUAUAUAGCAUCAAAGAACAUUUUUUUUUGGUGGG